CGAGGUCGAUACGGUCGACGUAAAUUUGUAGCAUCCCCUCACCCAUUUUGCUUCUCCUAAAACCCUACAACCCCCCAUAAAACCCUUACUUUCAAUCUAUCUCCACAGAAAAAUCCACCAUGAAUCAAUUCCUUACACAAAAACGUUCAGCAACAACAAAAUCCAAACUUCUCUUCAAUUUCUCCUUCAAUCGUUACAUGGGCAGUGGUGGACCAAAAACAUUCCCAGGCGGUUUAAACAAAUGGCAAUGGAAACGUAUGCAUGAAAAGAAAGCCAAAGAGAAGGAGAAAACUGGAGCUUUAGCUGAUAGGUUUAUGAAAGAAGGGGCUGAAGAUCUUUGGAAUGAAAAUGAUGGUCCUUUAAAAUCAUCUCAAAAUGGCAAUCCUUUAGAAUCAUCACAAAAUGAUGGUCCUCCUCCUCCCUCUCAAGGUAAACCUCAAUCUAGAAUGGAUUUGAGAAAUUUAGUGGGUAAACAUAAUUUAGGUACAAAAGUAGAGAUUGAUCAUCAAUUAUUAGGUCAAAGACGAUUUUAUUCAGUUGGGCGAGUGUUUAGAAAGAAUUAUAAAUUUAGGAGAAAUGAAAGUUCAUCUAGUGAUGAUGAUGAUGAAGAUGAAGAAUGUGGUAGUAGUAGUAGUUACAGUAAGAAUAUGAUGAGUGGAGCUACUUUGGGUGCACAUGAUAAGAAGAAAAUUAGACUAGUGCCUAAGUGGAGUGGAGAAGAUGAUGAAAUUGAUUUGUCACAGAGAGUUCGUUUAAUUCGAGAUGAGCUAAGGAUGAGGAAAAGCGUACCUGUAGAAGAGGAGAGGAGAUUGAAUGACGAGGGUUCGAUUCUUAGUGACAAAAGGUUUGAGGAGUUGGGCAUUUCCCCAUUGACAAUCAAGGCCCUUACGUUAGCUGGCUAUUCAAAAAUGACCAAAGUGCAGGAGGCAAUUCUUUCUGUUAGUCUUGAUGGCAAGGACGCUUUGGUUAAGGCUAAAACAGGUUCAGGCAAAACUGCAGCUUUUUUGCUUCCUGCGAUUGAAACAGUCCUGAAGUCUUCAGCUAGUGGAAGAAAUAAACGAAUUCCACCUUUAGUUGUUCUUAUUCUUUGCCCAACAAGAGAGUUGGCAAGUCAAACAACUGCAGAAGCUAAUGUACUAUUAAAGUACCAUGAUGGAAUCGGUGUCCAAACACUAACUGGGGGUAGACGGUUCGAGGAUGAUCAGAAACUCCUAGAAUCUGAUCCGUGCCAGAUUAUAGUGGCGACCCCUGGUAGGUUGCUGGACCAUAUUGAGAACAAAUCUGGCUUCUCUGUGCGUUUGAUGGGCUUAAAAAUGCUUAUAAUCGAUGAAGCUGAUCGCUUGUUAGACUUGGGAUUUCGGAAGGAUAUAGAAAAGCUAGUUGAUUGUAUUCCACGUCAAAGGCAAACACUGUUUUUUUCUGCUGCAAUUCCUAAGGAGGUUCGACGUGUGUCACAGCUUGUUUUAGAUCGAGAACAUGUUUUUGUUGAUACAGUGGGUCAAGGUGCAUUAGAAGUUCAUGACAAGAUAAAACAGUCAUGUCUUGUUGCACCACAUGAGCUGCAUUUUCAAAUAGUUUAUCAGCUUUUGAAGGAUCAUGUCUCACAAGUGGCUGAUUACAAGGUAGUUGUUUUCUGUACAACUGCAAUGGUGUCAUCUCUUUUGUUCCAAUUGCUCCGAGGAAUGAAAUUGAACGCCAUGGAAAUGCAUUCUAGAAAGCCUCAAGCUGUUCGUGACCGGGUUUCUGAGGAAUUUCAGGAAGCCAAGAGGUCUAUCCUUGUUACUUCAGAUGCAUCAGCUCGUGUAACAAAUUAUCCCGAUGUAACUUUGGUGAUUCAGGUAGGAGUACCUCCAGACAGAGAGCAAUACAUACAUCGUCGUGGAAGGAUGGGGCGUGAAGGCAAAGGAGGAGAAGGCAUACUGAUACUUGCACCAUGGGAAGAAUACUUUUUGGAUGAAAUUAAAGAUCUCACUAUCGAGAAAUGUCCCCCACCUCAAUUAAAUUCGGAUAUUAAAGCCAGGGUGGAGAAUGCAAUGGGGAAGAUUGAUAGCAGUGUGAAGGAGGCAGCAUAUCAUGCUUGGUUAGGUUACUAUAAUUCUAUUAGGGAUAUUGGGAGAGAUAAAACAACGUUAGUAGAACUUGCCGACCGCUUUUGUGGGUCAAUAUGCUUGCAAAAACCUCCUUCAAUUUUCAGGAAAACCGCUUUCAACAUGGGUUUAAAGGAUAUCCCUGGCAUCAAGAUAAGAAAGUAGGAGUCCUCACUCCCGGGAAAAAAAAACGAACAAAAAAACAAGAAAAUAGGUAUUCCGAGGAACUGAAAGUUAACCUAAAAGUAUAUAUUCAGUCUGAUUUCCAGCUUGAAAAAUAAUAAUUGGCCCUGUUCUGUUGCUUUUGCAAUUUGUAAACACUUGAUUGUAUUUACUUCUGGAUAUGGCGAUGCACAUUUUACAAGUGUGUCCAUAAUCCAUUUUUUGUUUUCUCAGCAGUUUCUUCGUUUUACUGACUAUUUGAAGUUUUAAUACGGAGAGCUUGUUCACUGACCAGACUGAAAAUUUUCUACCCCUGCUUGGUAUUAGAGCAGCAGCAUGAAGAAAAUCUGUCCCUGAAUGUUAUAUGUACUAAGUGUUGGCGUUGGCAGGAUUGAAUCAAUCAUGUGAAUAGUGUCAUGUAUCAAGGGAAAUAGCAAAAAUUAGUUGAGGUUCACAUUGUAUGACUUGGUCAGAUGCUUUUAUUAGUUUCAAAACAAUCCGAAAUA
This is a messenger RNA of Papaver somniferum (opium poppy), 2755 nucleotides long. RefSeq names its product probable DEAD-box ATP-dependent RNA helicase 48. Bases 120 to 2252 code for a protein of 710 amino acids. Lineage: Eukaryota; Viridiplantae; Streptophyta; Magnoliopsida; Ranunculales; Papaveraceae. Gene Ontology annotation, molecular function: nucleic acid binding; ATP binding; RNA helicase activity. The record is from RefSeq and is a predicted model, not a curated record. The transcript is spliced from 10 exons.